Molecule: messenger RNA, 648 nt
Organism: Aspergillus nomiae NRRL 13137
Lineage: Eukaryota; Fungi; Ascomycota; Eurotiomycetes; Eurotiales; Aspergillaceae
Exons: 3
Coding region: 1-648 (215 amino acids)
Source: RefSeq, a predicted model, not a curated record
AUGGUUUUGGAUGAGGCAUCACCCCUGAAACCGUCCUACUUCGCUCCCUACCGAGGCAUAUUUGCAGAUCCCACUCCCGAUACUCUUGGAGAGUCUUACAAUGGCCAAGAUGAUGAAACAGAGUACUCUUUGACUCGCCCUGUCGAUCGCGCAUACGUGAUGAAUAUAUCACUUUCGUCUUAUAUGACCUUCUGCGAAACAUUCACCGAUGGAGUGAGGACCGCUUGGAUUUCAAGAUGUGUUGGAGACACCUCAUUUCGCGGCUUAUUUAAGUACGAGCAACCUGAGUUUGGGUGUUUCCGCAUAACAUAUCUUGAUGGCCCCUCCUACCCCCAUGUUAUGGCCGUCAUAUAUAAUAAUUUGGUGGCAACGGAUGACACAGUGCUCUCCGGCGAGUUACUUCCAAUCCUUCGGAUUAUGCUUGCUCAGCUUAUGAAGAGGCAAUUCGUUCACCAAAUGGUCUCGCCGGUCUUGAUUAUCUCGCUCAUGGGACUGAAAGCCCGAGUAAUUGAGGCUUUUUUCAAAGACCAGAGGCUAGUAGUGCGUCCAACCAAGAUGUAUGACUUCACCCACGGGAACGAUGCAGCUUUUAAAGUGUUUGUCCAGUGGUAUAUGGGCCAGCCAAUUGGUGAUACUGUUCUGAUCUGA